CCCACACUAUUCAUGGUCGAAGGGUUGAACAUACUUUUAUUGUUGUUAUAAAACAUUACGGUACAUUCGCCUAUGUCUCCUCUACUCGUUUACAGCUUCCCCCCCUCUCGUUUGUUUCAGUUUGUCCAAACAGCCUUUUCUUCUCCGUGGUUACAGGAGCGGUACGAAAGAUGAUAGCGGACUCGUACAGCCACGAGAGGCCUCUGGUCAUCCGCAUCUCCUUCACCGCAUGUGCCCUGGGCACCGUCAGCCUGCCGCUGUUGGCCCUUGUAAUCUGCGUCCUCAUCUCCUCCGUCUUUCACUUUGAGGACUCCACCAGCACACACUGCAAGGUUCCCAACUACCUGCCGUCCAUCAGCGCCUCCAUCGGCCUGAGCCCCGAGCGCCACAUCUGGCGCUUCUGCGUGGGCCUGCACUCUGCGCCCAGGCUCCUGGUGGCCUUCACCUACUUCAAGUUCUACCAGGUGCGCUUUUCCGCCCGGCUGCCCGAGCGCUCGCUGGCCUACCUCAGCCUGGCCUUCUCCGUCUCCGAGAACCUCGGCCUGCUGCUGCUCACCUACGUGUCGUCCAACGAGACCUACUAUGUCCACAAGGAAGGCUUCAUCCUCUUCAUUCUGAGCUCGUUCAUCUACAUGCUCAUAACGUGUCGCCUGUGGAAGGCCGUCAAGAAGUGUUCGUUAAAUCCCGAGGAUGCCAAAUCCCAUCACUGGAAAGUGCGCUUCUUACUCCUCAAAUUGUGCUUCUGCGCUUUCGCCGGAUUCUUUUACAUCAAACACAACUUGUACUGUGAGUCGGGGAGUUACACAUUGUUUGCCCUGUUCGAGUAUCUCGUCGUCUUCUCCAACAUGGCCUUUCACCUCACGGCGGCGUGGGACUUCAGGAGCCGCGAGGUGAUGAUCAUUUCCUCCUCCGAGGCCAAGAACUUCUAACUAGAGACCCCCCAAGGACUCAGCGAGACCGGCGUCGAAGACCGGGUCACUGAGGAAGAACGCCACCACUGAGGCCUUUUUUCCCCCACACGUGAUGAGUUGACGUAGAGUAGAUGCACGGAGGUUAGAGGACGAAUGUCGACCUGCCAGGAUGCUCAAAGGUUCUCCGUCUCGCCCAAAUAUUGACGUGCUGCUGCUUGUUUUGUUUACUUGUGCAGAGUCUCACAGUGACGUCUAAGUGCAAUGUCCACAGUGAUCACAGUGUGCCAAAGUAUUGCUCUCAAGUU
Messenger RNA from Phycodurus eques (leafy seadragon), 1216 nucleotides. RefSeq names its product post-GPI attachment to proteins factor 2-like. Gene Ontology annotation, cellular component: endoplasmic reticulum membrane; Golgi membrane. Lineage: Eukaryota; Metazoa; Chordata; Actinopteri; Syngnathiformes; Syngnathidae. Bases 171 to 929 code for a protein of 252 amino acids. The record is from RefSeq and is a predicted model, not a curated record. The transcript has 5 exons. Gene Ontology annotation, biological process: GPI anchor biosynthetic process.